AUGAGUGGCAAGUCAAUCUCGAACCUGCCAUGCGAUGACCCCCAAUGCUUCUGUCACCUUCGUCCCCCUAAGCCUUUUCCAAAAAUUGAAGCCGUGUUGUCUGGCUCGGAGCCCGAUCAAGUCCGCGAGUUGCAUCAGCCAAAUGCGCAGCUCGAUGUUGCCUUCGAUGUGGUCGGAAAUACAAUGACAUUGAAUGAAUGCGUCUUUGAUCCUUCGAGGCCUAAGAUCGCAUACUCUGUCGGUCUGAUAAUCAAGGCCGCAAACGUUCACUUCUUGAACCUCGAAGGGCUUCCGGAUCACUCGCUGCUUCUUUCUCUAAGAAUUCGUCGUUCAGCAUGUGCCGUGAGAGGCAACAAGAUGAUUCUGAAGGAAAAGUUCAAUGGAUACUUUCCUGAUCCUCCAUAUAGCCGUCUGUUCAACGAUCUGUUCGAGUGUCGUUGGCCCGACAAGACUCUUCAGAUCCGCUUGCCUGAGGAGAGAUGCCGGCGCUGGAAGACUGUGGCAUUGAUCCUAAAGACUUUCAAGCAGAUCACACCAGACAGCUAUUGCCAUAUGGCGAACAUGAUGUUUACUCCCCGCGUGGGAGGUUUAGAUGUGCGCCAGACCAAAAAGGACAUCAAGGCACAGCUUGAAAAGGCCAAUCAUGAGCGACGGAAGAACCCUGUAUCGUCUGAAUACAUGGUCACCGUCAAUGACGAGGAGAAAAUCGAGAGGAUCAAUCACGCAUACGAGGUUCAUCUUCUCGCUUUUAUCUACAGCUCAUCGCCGUUCACGCCUCCACAGUACUUUUAA
This is a messenger RNA of Aspergillus sclerotioniger CBS 115572, 792 nucleotides long. RefSeq lists its product as uncharacterized. The transcript has 2 exons. The coding region runs from base 1 to 792 and encodes 263 amino acids. NCBI's taxonomy places the organism in Eukaryota, Fungi, Ascomycota, Eurotiomycetes, Eurotiales, Aspergillaceae. The record is from RefSeq and is a predicted model, not a curated record.